Symbiodinium sp. CCMP2456 is the source of this 1710-nucleotide messenger RNA. Lineage: Eukaryota; Dinophyceae; Suessiales; Symbiodiniaceae. The record is from the annotation of a GenBank genome assembly.
AUGGUCCAGGUCGUUCUCACUGGUGUUUCGGUGGCCUACAAGAUCGGUUUCACACAUGAUCCGUUGGAAAGAGUGCAGGGCUACCUGCAGGACGGAUACAGCCGAAUGCACUUAAUUUCCGUGUCGGUGUCGAGCCUGCUUGCCAAGUUCAAAGAGUUUGGUUUUGCACUGGACAUUCCAAUCUCGAAGAUAGAUGUUGGCUAUCCGAAGGGGCUGAUGCCAAUGAUUCGGCCUACGGAUUUCUAUGCACAUCUGGCUGGUCUGGACAAAAUCAGCCUACUGUACGCAGAGCAGGACACACAAGUCCUCAGCAAGUUCUGGGCCAGGUUUGCCGUCCUGGAGCCUUGGAAUACAAUCAACGACUCUUUUGAGGCUGGAACAAUGGUGCCAGAGAGAACCAUACCACUGCUACUACACGGGGACGAGGCACGAAGCAGAAAGCACCUUCCGAUGAUGGUCGUCAACACACACCCAAUUAUCGGAUACGGUUGCAAAGCUUACGAGAACUGGUUUUCAGAUGCUCCACUGAUGAAAAAUCAGGCUGGUGGGGUGAGUCUGAAAGGAUCAGUGCUUGCGACCCGCUUUUUGCACUUCGUCAUGCCGAAGAAGUGCUACGGUCCGGACAGUGUUUUUCUCGACCGGAUGUUUGAUGAGCUGGCAAAAGACCUUGCCAGACUGCAGACGGAGGGCAUCCAGGUGAACGGCGAGCGGUGGCACCUGCCAAUCAUAGCAGCCACCGGAGAUUGGCAGUUCUUCGCAAAGCUGGGCCGGCUGACUCGCUGCUACACGCAUGUCAGCAAGCGAUCUGGCCAAAAGACCUUGAAUGGGAUUUGCCACUUGUGCUGUGCUGGACAGGCCAACUAUCCUUGGGAAGACUUCGUGGAUGCUCCGCUUUGGAUGCCAAGUGUCGGGACCGAAGAGCCUUGGGAGCAGACGCCCUCGCUGAUUCGGCGGUUGCAUUGUGAUUCUUCGAAUCGGGCCACGUUUUUCCGGCCAGACUUCUGGCACUGCCUGCACUUAGGUGCAGGAAAGGCAUUUAUUGCCUCGGCCGUCGUCGAGUGGCUUCGUGUGGUUCCUGGCUGCUCGGAUCUGCAAAGCCCGCAUUAUACUUGGCUGACAAACCGCAACGAGAAGCUCUACUGCAGAUGCAUUUCCGAGACAACGAUGGGCUUCGACAGUUUGCAAAAGCUGCCAUCUGGAGGGUGGCAGAAGGCGAGUGACACGACUCUGUUGAUGGAGUUCCUGGAACACUUCUGCGAGUGUCACUCCGAGGUAGCACGAGGCGAUGCCAUUCUUCACUGGGUUUGGGUGGCUGCUACCAACAUCAACUUGAGCAUCCGCACACUCUAUCAGGGCGGCCUCUGGUUGGACCAGCAUCAUGGCCGCACUGCAGCGGUUUGUGGCCUCAACUUCCUGAAGGCCUACGGACACCUCGUCUCCCUGUGUCUGCGAGCGGAUCGAGACAGAUUCCCUGUGACGCCCAAGUUUCAUAUGCUGCAUCACCUCUUCUUGGAGCUCAAAAUCAACAGCGGCAAACACUCUUGGGCAUUAAACAUGUUGGGAACUUCCGUGCAGCAAGACGAGACCUUCGUGGGCAUCCUUGGCCGCCACUCGCGACGAGUUGGACCAGUGCACACCGCACUACGGUCGCUGCAGCGGUAUCUGGCCCACGCCGCUGAGCAUCUGACUCCGGAGUUCCGGCAGGUGUGA